CCAUCUUGACAGAAGUUUGGAGACUAAAUAGGCUUUAGGAUAUCAGUAUGGCUUCACCAAGGGCAAGUCAUGCUUGACAAACUUAGAGGCCUUUAAUGAUUGAGGUACAGCGUCAACAGAUGAAGGAAGAACACCUGGACUUGUGCAAAGUGUUUGACACUGCCCUGCAUGACAACCUGGUCACCAUAUGGGAGAAAAAUGGAUUUGUUGGAAUGGCUGCUCGCUGGAUAAGGAAUUGGCUGGAUGGCCUCGCUCAGAGUUGCAGUCAAUGGCUCAGUGUCUGAGCGGGACCAAUGAUGAGUGGCAUUCCUCAAGGAUUGGCGCUGGGACUGGUGUUAUUUAAUGUCUUUGUAGGCGAUGUGAACAGUGGGAUUGAGUGCAUCCUCAGCAAGUUUGCAGAUGGCAUUGAGCUGAGUGGUGCAGUUGACAUGCUGGAGCGAAGGGAUGCUAUUCAGAGAGGCCUGGACAGGCCUGAGAGAUGAGCUCGUGCCAGUGUUAUGAAGUUCAACAAGACCAAGUGCAAGAGCAAUUCCAAGCACAGAUACAGGUUGGGCAGAAAAUGACUUGAAAGCAGCCCUGAGGAGGAGGAUGUGAGCCAGUGAUGUGUGCUUACAGCCCAGAAGGCCAACCGUAUCUUGGGUUGCAUUAUGAGAAGUGUGGCCAUCAGGUCGAAGGGGGUGAUUUUCCUCCCUUACUCUGCAGCAGUAGUGUCCAGUUCUGGAGCCCCCAACACAAGCAGGUGGUUGAACUGUUGGAGUGGCCACGACGAUGAUCAAAGGGCUGGAGCACCUCCCCUAUGAGGAGAUGCUGAGAGAGCUGGGAUUUUUCAGCCUGGAGAAGAGAAGGCUGCAGCGGGAGCUUUUAGUGGCCUACAAGGAAGAUGAGGAACUUUUAUAAGGGCAUGUAGCAAAAGAAGAAGGAUUUUAAACUGGAAGAGGGUAGAUUUAGACUAGAUAUCAGGAAGAAAUUAUUUACUGUGAGGGUGGUGAGAUACUGGAUCGGGUUACCCAGCAAGGUUGUGGGUGCCCCCUCCACAGAAGUGUUCAGGGCUGGGCUGUGAGCAACCUGGUGUAGAGGGAGGUGUCCCUGCCUAGAGCAGGGGCUUGGAACUUAAUGAUCUUAAAGGUCCCUUCGAACCCAAAGCAUUCUGCGAUACGGUGUUUUGGUAGAACAAUUGAUGUUCACUGUAGUUUGAGAGCACACAGUCUGUUAUUGUUCUGGGUUGCCUUCGUUCCUGGCAGUCACUCUGGUGUAGCAGCAUAGAGAGGAUACAAAAGGAACGCUGAUGUUGAAGAUUUAACUUAUUGAUAUGGACCACGUGAUAAUCACUAUGCCCUCUGCAAGCUGUUCCUGGAAGGAAUUGGAGUAUAAUAAACAGUGCUACCUGUUCUGUGUCCUCUGCACUAAAAGGAAUUCUGAGGAACAAUUUGAGGAUGUACCUUCAGAGCCACCCAAGUAUCUGACCUGAUGGAAUAUGCUGGACCCUCUGGGGUGUGUUGCACACUAGCCUUUGCAGUGGAGGCUGUCACAAAUAGGUAUUGGAAAACCUGGAGAAGUAUGAUGCUGUUCCAAUCCAGUCUAGUGUGGUGUUAUGUUCCUGUCCAUCCCCAUCAAUGGUGAGGAACCAAGCAGAUUCCAGCACUCCAUCUGUCAUUUCCACCUGUGGCAGCAGGCACGGAUCUAACAUGGAGGGCACCGCAGCUGAAUCAAGAUCUAGUUCAAACUCCUUGCCACAACAUACAGGACAGCAGCCUCCACAGCCUCGAAAGAAACGACCUGAUGACUUUAAGUUUGGGAAAAUUCUGGGUGAAGGAUCUUUUUCAACGGUUGUGUUGGCUCGGGAAUUGACAAGUUCUAGAGAAUAUGCCAUUAAAAUUCUAGAAAAGCGUCAUAUCAUAAAAGAAAACAAAGUGCCAUACGUGACACGAGAGAGAGAUGUGAUGUCCCGUCUGGAUCAUCCUUUUUUUGUGAAGCUCUACUUCACCUUUCAGGAUGAUGAAAAGCUGUAUUUUGGGCUUAGCUAUGCUAAAAAUGGUGAGCUAUUAAAGUAUAUACGCAAAAUUGGCUCAUUUGAUGAGACCUGUACCAGGUUUUAUACUGCUGAAAUUGUAUCAGCCCUGGAGUAUUUGCAUGGGAAAGGAAUUAUUCACAGGGACCUAAAGCCAGAGAACAUCUUACUAAAUGAAGAUAUGCACAUUCAAAUAACAGACUUUGGAACAGCAAAAGUAUUAUCUGCAGAUAGCAGACAAGCACGGGCAAAUUCAUUUGUAGGGACAGCACAGUAUGUUUCUCCAGAACUGCUGACAGAAAAAUCUGCUUGUAAAAGCUCUGACCUCUGGGCUCUGGGUUGUAUAAUAUAUCAGCUUGUAGCUGGAUUGCCUCCAUUCAGAGCUGGAAAUGAGUAUCUGAUAUUCCAGAAGAUAAUAAAAUUGGAAUAUGACUUUCCAGAAAAAUUUUUUCCCAAGGCAAAAGACCUUGUAGAAAAGCUAUUGGUUCUAGAUGCUACCAAAAGAUUAGGCUGUGAAGAAAUGGGAGGAUAUGGACCUCUUAAGGCUCACCCUUUCUUUGAAUCCAUCGUGUGGGAGAACUUACAUCUUCAAACACCCCCGAAACUUACAGCGUACUUACCUGCCAUGUCAGAGGAUGAUGAAGACUGUUAUGGAAAUUAUGACAAUCUCCUCAGUCAGUUUGGUUGUAUGCAAGUUUCUGGUUCUGCUUCUUCACAUUCACUGUCUGUCCCAGAGACAAGUACCCCACAGACAUCAGGAGGCAACAUUGAACAGUAUAUUCAUGAUCUUGACAAUAAUUCCUUUGAGUUGGACUUACAGUUUUCUGAAGAUGAGAAGAGAUUACUUCUGGCAAAACAAGCUGGUGGAAAUCCUUGGCAUCAGUUUGUAGAAAAUAACUUAAUCCUAAAAAUGGGCCCCGUGGACAAAAGGAAGGGAUUGUUUGCACGUCGGCGCCAAUUGCUCCUCACAGAAGGGCCCCACUUGUAUUACGUGGAUCCUGUCAACAAAGUUCUAAAAGGAGAAAUCCCCUGGUCUUUGGAGUUGCGGCCAGAAGCCAAGAAUUUUAAGACAUUUUUUGUUCACACACCAAACAGGACGUACUACCUGAUGGACCCGAGUGGGAAUGCUCAUAAAUGGUGCAAAAAGAUACAAGAAGUGUGGCGGCACAGAUACCACCAGAAUGCUGCUAAAUAGUAAAGCUCAUCCAAAAUCUCCCAGUUUCUCUUCUUGCUGCUAGAACUUGAUGUGCAGCUGAUCAGAGGAAUCUUUCCAACCCAUCUAUUACCAUCUCAAGGGGAAGCAUAUGUCUGAAAUGUUUUUAAAAAAGAAAAAAGGAAAAAAAAAAAAAAGGCAAAAACCGAAUGGAAUUCAGGGUCGCUUUGCUCGCUCUUUGUGCUUCUGUUGAGGCUUCCACAUGCGUAUCAUUGCAGUGAAGAUCUUGCUUUUGUGCACUUCAACUCAAUUUCUGCAGCAGACUAGUGGAUAGACAUUGCAUUACCAGCUACACUUAAGAUGAGUUAAAACCAAUCCACACGCACACACACCCUGAAUCAUGUACCAGCCUUGCGUUUUAUGGGGCUGGAGUUUUCUGUGACUUUCACAUUAUCAUUGAUCUGUAUUUCAUCAGGGAGCUUUUAUAUGCCUCUCCUAAGCACCACUUUUUUUUCUCCCCCUUUUCCUUUCCUCACAGUCCCUGAGCUUACUGGUGUAUGACAUUUUGUAGCCAGGUCAGUUGCACCCUUGUGUAAUUCCUAAUAUAGUUCUGGUUGCAGGAUUUACGUGGUACUUAAAUAAUUAUGUGAAUGAAUCAGAUGUAUGUAUCUGGCAGAUGGGCUCCAAUGAUAGAGAUUGUGAGAAUAAAAUGCUGAACAUGGCACUGAAAUUUUUUCUAAAAUUGAAAUGUUGGCUUCUGAAGCAUAUAAAGUUUUAAACGUUCAGUUUAAAUUUUAAUAUGAAUCGUGUGUUUAAUCAAGAGACAAACUUAGCAGCAUGCUUUUAACUAAUACUAACUAAAAAAUUAAAUAGUUAGUAUGGAGGAAAAAAACAACAUUACUAUUGAAGUAGUAAGUAGUUUUUCUCCUUUCCGGGAGAUGAGGGCUAGAAGCUUUCUUUGCAGGGUGUGCAUGUUUUGUGCAUUUUAGUGGGGCCAACCUAUUUACCUGGAUAGAGAAGAAAGUGUGAAAGCUUUGUACAAUUGAUUUGAUUUUUGUUUGUUUCAUUGCAUAAUGAAGUGUACAAACAGUCCUAUUUUCAGUCUUUGGCCAAAUAUUUAAGACCUUUUAAAAACUUUUAUUUUGCUCAGUUGUUUUCCAGAAAUUAGAUCCAUACUGUAAUCUGGUUUAAAAAUAACAAUGUUGAUGCAACGGGGAAAAAACAUAUGGUACUUGAGGCAUAUCUAUAAAAUGGGGUUUUUAUAUCAAUCUCCUUUUAUCCUUUUCAGUAAAAGGCUUCUUUGUGGUCAAACAUUUCCUGUAGUGUUACAAAGACUUAAUAUGCUAAAAACAACUUCCCUAAUGGUAUUUCCAGCGUCUGCGUUCCUGAACCUUGCAGAGGGAUGAUAGGGCUGAACAAAGGCAUUCCUUCCUUGUUUUGAAAGUGGUAUAAACAUCACACCUAUUUAUUCACCGUCUACACAUCCCAUCUUUGUGCAUAUUGAGGUCUCUAUGAUGUGUUUCCUUCUAUCAAAUAAAUAUUCCACUGCAAUGUUAAAAAGACAAAUGUGCUAUAGUGUUCUGAAAGGAAUGUUUUAAAAGCAGCGGCUUAUCAGACUCAGAAAAUACCUAAUUGAGAGGUUUUCUGUUAAGAGAGAUUAUUCAUCCUUUUUGAGGAAAGAAAAGAAAAAAGCCAACCAAAAAAUGAUGUUACAUGGUUGAAUUAGGUGACAGUUCAGUUCUUCCAGCAUCUUCAGCCUUUCCAAGGAGAGAGUGCAGUGCCCUUUUCCUUUGGAGGAGAUAUAUCCUUGUCUUCUGUUAGCCCACCGUGUAUGUGUGUGUGACAGAAGGAAAUCAGUAGCUUACAGUGCAUGGCAGCGAGGAAGCAAAGGUGUCCUGCAGAAAUGGCUGUGAUGAGAAAAACAGAACUGUUCCAUUUGCAUCGUAAGGAAUUUUGCCUCAUAAAGCACGCUCCUUGCUGCUGAAAUUUGAAUGGCACAGUAUACUUUCCAUCUGUGCCUGUGAUUAAUCCUUUAUUAGCUAUCUUAAGCAAGAUGCUGUUGUGAAUUUAGUCGUGCAGUCAUUCUGCAGCUGUCAAAUUCCAGCUAUGCCCUGGGUCCACUCGAGACAGCCCUAAAGCUUUGGGUUUAAGCAUACAGAUGUAGACUUCAAGCAAGCGAGUCUGGCAGUGAUGGAGCUUUAUUGUGUCACUUCUGUUCUUUGUGAUGAAGCUCAUACAAAAAGUCUGGCAAAGUUAUUCUGCUAAUUAAGCAAAAUCCAUAGCUUCAGUAAGAGCUAGAUUGGGGUUGCCCUUGGCCUUUUUACUUUAAAUGACUAGCUGGAAAUGUGGGAAUGCUUCAACAAGUGUUCUGUACUGAUCAGGCAUGCAGUCAUUUCGCUGUUUAAAAACUUAUCUUUUUCAUAGCUUGAAAAUCCUCUAUCAGUAUCCCUCAUUCCCGCCUACCAAAACCUUUCAGCCAAAGAAAUACUGUUAUCACUAAGCUGCAAAAUUAGGCUAUAAGAUGGCUGUCUGCAUUUUUGUGUCCCUGAUGGACAGCAUUGUCAUUAGGAAACUGCGCCUCUCCUGGGCGUCUAUCUCUACCCUUAGAACUUCAGUGUUCCAAAUCAAGUAUUUCUCAGCCUCUGCUUUUAAGUGAAACCUAUAGUUUUGAAAGAUAAAAGCAACCAUGGAGAUUGAAGUAUGCUUUACCAGUUUGUUCACUUGCAUAUGUGCUGGAAUGUGCUGCAUACAAUGAAGGGCCAGUUCCUGUUUUAGAUAUGUAUACUGAAGCAGGGCAGUUUCAAAUCUUGUCUCAAGGAUGGCUCUUGUGUUUCAUGGGAGUUCACAGAAUGAAAGGUGCGAGGGAGAUUGGCCAGAGCUGCAGAUAAGCCAGGUGAUUUCUCUGCUCUUUAUCCAAGGUCUUUCAGAGUACAGAGAUGGGUUGCUGGACACUUGAAGGCUUCAGAAUCCUUCUUACAAACCUACAGAAAACCUAGUUUUGCAUUUUGAAUAACGACCAUUUAUGAAGCUACUGGUUAAUAAUGUUUUAAUUUGUUUUGCUUGGGAUUUGAACUUCAGGGAUGUGUUCAUAGCCUCUUUUCUGUUGGGUGGAGCUUAAAGCUGAAGUACUACUUCUGGGAAGGAUUCCUGAGUUCCAUAAUUCUAUCCAGCUCCCGGCCCAACCGCACAAAGUUUGGCGUUGCUGUGAUAAACUAAGACAUGGCUUUGUUCCCAUUGCCUUAACGUCUGGUUUUGGAAAGGAUUUAUACUAUGGAAGACUUGCUUCACGUGUGACGUUGAGGCAUUGUGAACAGGCUGAUGUCAGUUAUUAAUAUUUAAUUUGCUAAGUGCUAAUGCUGAACACAUCAGUAUCAGGUAGGACUGUGGUCUGCUUAUUUUUUCCAGUCCGAUUUAUUUGUGAAGUAUCUGCUAUAGUUAAUCCUGGGGGGGAGGAGAAGCUCUGUAGGCUGAAUCAAAGGUGUGAUGAUUCUAAUCUGCUUCCUCAGGACAAGGUGCUUGCUUUAAUGUGCUUGAUACCAUUUUGGCCCCAAAAAAAUUGAUUUUAGCACUCUGUUGAGGAGGUGGCUUGUGUGGUGGUAGUUGCCUAAAGAUAUGGUGUGUGGAUUCUGAUCCUUUCUGCUAUAUGGAGUUAUGUGAAUAGGUGUGAUAUUUAUAUCUGAAGUUUUGCUGAAUGCCUGUAAUGCUUUAUGCAAACAUUAACGAAGUGGAAGGAAGCGCUCCUGCAGAGCUUCGUGACGCAAAUUGUCUGUGAGUUGAUGAGUGAGUUUACAAACUAAUAGCUCGCCGUUCCAGAUUGGCGUGCUUUCAGUUAAAGGUGGAUAAAGUCAGAAAUGUUUCCUCUUUAAGUUACUUUCAGACAGCAAAUAAUUGGAGAAGUGAUGAGCACCCAAGGACUCGGUCUGCCUGUUGGCAUGGCAGGGAAUGCAGGCGGCUGUGAUUUGACAAAGCUCCCAACGACCAUGUACUAACUGGAUGUGGCAGUUCUAAAUUGUGGCAGAACUUGUAAUUACUGUAUCUGACAAAAGAAUAGGAACCAGGAACCAUAAUCUGUCUGGAUAGUUGUACACUAAGCUGUUCUUCAGGUUGUUGACGGUCAGUUGUGUGUAAUAUUCUCUACCUGGUUUGUAGCUGUAACUGUGAUGUACAGAUAAAGGAAAAAAAACCAAGAACUCGCACAAAACAAUCCCCCGUCCCCCAAGAACUUACGAGAACAGAAGCAAAUAAUGCAAUGAUAUGAUACACACUUUUGUAUUUUUAUUCUUCUAAGGUUAUUUGCUGGCUUUUGUUGGCCUCUAGUUCAGUCUGUGUUAUUUAAAUUCUAAUAUAUGAAUUAUUUGGAUUGAAUUCAUGUUCGGGGCCAUGGUGUUGUAUGUAUUGAUGUACAGCCUGGAAUGUGAAUAAUUAUUGUAAACUAUAUUUUACACCUUUUUUUCUGGCUUUAUUAUAUAAAUUUUCUAUUGGUCGAUGAUUUAAUCAUAUCUCAUAAUUUAAUAACCGCUUAUACUCCUUUCGACAGAUCUCUGUGCUGUAGAUGUGUAGCUAGUGACCGGAUGAUGGAUUUCACUUAUGCUCGGUAGUCUGUAAUAAAGGCAUGUAGGGUCCUG
Messenger RNA from Lagopus leucura (white-tailed ptarmigan), 7786 nucleotides. It is a transcript of the gene PDPK1, whose product is annotated as 3-phosphoinositide dependent protein kinase 1. Gene Ontology annotation, biological process: peptidyl-serine phosphorylation; intracellular signal transduction. The coding region runs from base 1614 to 3203 and encodes 529 amino acids. The record is from RefSeq and is a predicted model, not a curated record. Lineage: Eukaryota; Metazoa; Chordata; Aves; Galliformes; Phasianidae. Gene Ontology annotation, molecular function: protein serine/threonine kinase activity; ATP binding. The transcript has 15 exons.